UUGUAGAAACACUUCGUAGCUUCUUACUGAACCCGGUGGAGGGGGGUAGACACGGGAUAUCCGAUAGAAACGUCGCCAAAAGCGCGGUAGGUUCAGAAACGCUCGCCCGCUAAUGACCGUUAUUAACGCGUGGCCAGGCCGCUGCAGGAGCGCGUGGGCCACACACAAACUCGACGCCACAACACACACUCCGACGGCAAUGCCAGAAUCAAGCCGGCAUCAUCACACAAGGGACAAAGACUACUCUAGUCGAGACAGGAGAGCCCCUGAUGGAGACGACAGAUCACGGAGCCACCGAGAGAAACAAAGAUAUGCUGACACACAAAGGGACCCCCGUGUGUACGAGGCCACCCGUUAUCAUAGUCGGGGAGUGCCCAGUUACACCGAGACAUCAUCCUCAUACUAUGAUGACAGUCAACCCUACCAUCAUGCACUUUACAACCUAAGAUACAUCACAACUAGCAGAGGCAUCUGUCAGGCCAUGGAAUUCUUCUUAGGCUUGUUGCUUGUCAUCUGUGCUGGAGUGAACCACAGUAACUCGGGUCGGUAUCGGGAUAUCGCCAGUUUAGGCGGUUUGUACCAGUACUAUUACGGAGGAGCCAACGCAUUCACCGGAGCAGAGGCGCAGAAGGUCCAGCAGCUCGACGACCAGUUCUACCAGCUCAAACUGCCCCCUUACGUCUACAGCAUGGCGUGUGGUGGGGCGCUGAUGCUUUACGCUUGUGCCACGCUGGCCCUCGGAGUGCUUCGCGUACCCUACCGUUUCCCUCCUCUGCUGCUGGCUGAAGCCCUGCUGGAUGUGCUCAUAGGUCUCGGUUUUAUUCCUGCCGUCGCUUUCUACUUCAUAAAGCUGCAGGAGAUCUACAACAACCCCAUCUGUAAAGAGAGGGAAGCCAUGUACAGCAGCAAAGGUCACAGAGGAUUCGAGUGCAAUCUCAACGGGGCAGACAUAGCUGGAGGCUUGUUUGGUGUUCUGGGGAUUAUUAUAUUCCCCAUAAGCGCCGUGUUGGCCAUCAGAGGCUUCAUACGAGUGCGGAAGAUGAAGGAGAGGCCGACAGAAGACAACAACCUGUGAAGGUUACGCCAUUUCAUGAAGAGAUUGAAAUGUGGAAAGCACAGAAGGUCCUACAGCAGUGUAAAUGCUUUGGUUAGUAUUUUUACAGUAUCAGAAGGAUAUGUAUUUUUUUUAUAUAUACAAGUUUGCUUUCUUCCUAAGAGUUUUUGAUGAAAUGUUUUUUUCAGAUAUUCUUCACAAACAUUAGAUUUGAUUCAUUAAUUAAAACGAAACACACAAUAUAUUGAGAAUGAGUUGAAUUACACAAAAUGAAUUACUUUAUUAGGGUUUCUGCGGUUUUUAAAGUCUUUAUUCAUCCAUCCACAAGUUAUAAAUUCAUAGUCAUGACACUAAAUGUUGCAAAAAAAAAUAGUUUUCCAAUAGAAACAUUUAAACAUCGUUUACUUGAGAUGCAAAUGUAAAAGUCUUAAAAUAUUGUACAAAUUGAAGUGUUUAUGCUUGAAACAAGAAAUGUCAAUGAGGUAUGAAAACUGGGUUUCCCUUUAAAUGUAAUGUAAUGUUUUUCUGAGCCAGAUAUUUGUUUUAACCAUAAACUCAAUUUCACAGAAAACGUCAUUUAGUUUCUCAAGUAAAUGUUUCAUGAUUGAAGAAUCUUUAGACGUUUGCACUGAAAAACAACAAAAAUGAACACCACUCUUUUGCAGUGUGAUCAGAAGGUGCAGUAAAAGUAAUUUCCAAAUUCUAGUUUGUCAAAUUAAUUAAAAAGUUGGGAGAUCGGUUGGAAGUUGUACUUUUAAGUAUUGCUAAUACAACUCAUUGUGUUUCUCUCAAGACAUUUACAUUCAGGGAACAUCCGCGCCAUUAGUUGCCUUCAAUUGAUUUUCUACAUUUUCUGUUUGGUCUGAAAUUGACCAUCUUGAAAACCUGCAGAAAGCAGGUUGUAUGUAUUACAUAAUAUACAUACUCAUUUCAUUAUGUUUGGUGCCGAUGAGCCUAGUUCACAUUUAGUACUUUAACAUAUUAAGCAAGAUUAUUUCCUUCUCUUUAUAUGUGCGUCUGUUACGCAACUAUAUAUAUUAAAGUAUUCUGAGACAUGCAUAUGUUAUGCGCAAAUACAGUACAUUCCAUAAAGGACUUCUGAGACACGUGUUUCACAGUAAAAAAAUUUAUUGCUACUUGGCUGAAAAGUUAAUUAAAAAUACAGCUUUCUGCUCAAAACUAAGCAUAGCAGCAUCUGAAAUGAAACGAUGAGCCAGCACCCACAGUCCUAGCUGACAGACAGCAAAAGUGCUCGCAUUUAGUCCUUUUACUAAAUCAGUAAAACAACUCAAAUGAUCUCCUAAACUAAAAACAAUUCAAUAAUUUAACACAAUGAAAAUAUUCAGCAGUAUACUGCAUGCUAAAUUAGAAACUUAAAAAUAUAAUAUACAUUAGGC
Messenger RNA from Sinocyclocheilus grahami, 2451 nucleotides. RefSeq names its product MARVEL domain containing 3 (gene marveld3). The transcript has 4 exons. Gene Ontology annotation, cellular component: membrane. Bases 113 to 1075 code for a protein of 320 amino acids. NCBI's taxonomy places the organism in Eukaryota, Metazoa, Chordata, Actinopteri, Cypriniformes, Cyprinidae. The record is from RefSeq and is a predicted model, not a curated record.